AUGGCCAAGGCGGCCGCGAGCCAGCAAGCAGAGAAACGUGGUGACGCAGCCAGCUUCCAUAAUGAAGAGCGCGGCAGGAGCAGGAUAGACGAGGAAGAACAGAAUCUUGAAGACGAUCGGCAUCGCGGCAGCGAGGAGGCUCGGAUGGCUGAUGAGAAUGCCCCAGAGGAAGACGCUCGCGAGGUUCCCCUCAAAGAAGACAGGUGGUUGAAGCCGUUCGGGAGGCUUCACGACGACGGAAGCCGUGAUCCAAACGAGUGCCAAUACAUGGAGUAUCGGUGGCAUAGGCCUAAGACUGAGGAUUUCGAAGACGACAAAUGA
Messenger RNA from Lasiosphaeria miniovina, 321 nucleotides. RefSeq lists its product as uncharacterized. The transcript is spliced from 2 exons. The coding region runs from base 1 to 321 and encodes 106 amino acids. NCBI's taxonomy places the organism in Eukaryota, Fungi, Ascomycota, Sordariomycetes, Sordariales, Lasiosphaeriaceae. The record is from RefSeq and is a predicted model, not a curated record.